AUGCACCUGUUGACAAAGGAGGCUGUUCGUAAAAUCUGCAGACUAUUCCUAGAGGUCUCUGCGGCUUUACAAAAUGAAAAUGAGAAACUGAAGAUCAAGGUGGAGCAGAUGGAUAUAGAUCUGAAGGCGAUGGUUGAGAAGGGUGAGGGACGAGAAGAACCGAAAAGACCAACCCACAUUCUGCACAAUGGAAAGAUCUUUCAAAUUAAGCCAGUUGAUCUCUCAAUGAUGCCUGUUAACAAUGUGAAGACAAACACCGUGGUCUCAGCAUUGCUCAGCAUGGGAGAUGUCAGUCAAGUAAACACUGUCAUCGUACAGGAAGAGACUACUGCGAGAAAUACAGGCUCUAGCACCGACCCUGUGAAGGAGAGGAGUCAGGUGAAAUCAGGAACUAAAACGUCAGUCAUUAAAGGUGCUGCAGAGGCUUACAGUAAACCGAUAGACUUAUUCUCCUCUUCUCUCUGUGGAAGACUGGACUGUGGACUGAAUACAAAGCCUUCAUUUAGAGACACUGAAUCCAAGGGUGAACCUAUGAGAGCUGUUGUUCCAGAGGAAACAGACAGCGGGAGAGGCGGUCAUGAAAAGGAAACAAGCAGCCGUACUGGGACAGGAUCCAUAGAAUACAGCCAUGGAAUACAGCAGAGCAUUUUCACAGAAUACAGCCACGGAAUACAGCAGAGCAUUUCCACAGAAUACAGCCACGGAAUACAGCAGGGCAUUUCCACAGAAUACAGCCACAGAAUACAGCAGAGCAUUUCCACAGAAUACAGCCACAGAAUACAGCAGAGCAUUUUCACAGAAUACAGCAGAGCAUUUUCACAGAAAACAGCCACGGAAUACAGCAGUGCAUUUUCACAGAAUACAGCCACGGAAUACAGCAGAGCAUUUCCACAGAAAACAGCCACGGAAUACAGUAGAGCAUUUCCACAGAAUACAGCCACAGAAUACAGCAGAGCAUUUCCACAGAAUACAGCCACAGAAUACAGCAGAGCAUUUUCACAGAAUACAGCCACAGAAUACAGCAGAGCAUUUUCACAGAAUACAGCCACGGAAUACAGCAGAGCAUUUCCAAGCCGAGGAAACCCUUCAAGUGUGACAUAUGUGAGAAGACCUUCCACGCGAACUGUCUGUUGAAACGCCAUAUAGCAGUUCACAA
Messenger RNA from Oncorhynchus tshawytscha (Chinook salmon), 1156 nucleotides. RefSeq lists its product as uncharacterized. The record is from RefSeq and is a predicted model, not a curated record. Bases 1 to 1134 code for a protein of 377 amino acids. The transcript has 4 exons. Lineage: Eukaryota; Metazoa; Chordata; Actinopteri; Salmoniformes; Salmonidae.